Messenger RNA from Saccostrea cuccullata (small rock oyster), 1059 nucleotides. RefSeq lists its product as uncharacterized. NCBI's taxonomy places the organism in Eukaryota, Metazoa, Mollusca, Bivalvia, Ostreida, Ostreidae. Gene Ontology annotation, cellular component: nucleus. Bases 105 to 890 code for a protein of 261 amino acids. The transcript has 5 exons. The record is from RefSeq and is a predicted model, not a curated record.
AGUACCUACGUACUACGUUACGACCGUUUCACGAAAGGUACUUAGAACUGUCGUAAAUAAUCGCACCUUACGUACUACUUAAUUUUACCGGAAGUAAAAAAAUAAUGGCAGACGAAACACUUUCUAAAAUUAAGAAAGAAAGGAAGAAGAAUUUUACCGCGAAGGAGGUAGAGGCUCUGGUAGAGGAGAAACAAAAGGAUAUACUGUUUGCUCCACAUAAGGACGUCAACACCAAUCAGAAGAAGAACCAGUGUUGGAAAAACAUUUGUUCCUUAAUAAACAGCAUCGGUAUCCAGGAGAGAACGUCCGCUGAAAUCAUCAAGAAAUGGAGAGAUAUUUCAUCUCAAACUAAAAAGAAAGAGGCCCAUUACAGAAGGGAACUUGUAAGAACUGGCGGUGGACCUGCUCCUGUCAACUCCUCCGACAUUGGUCAAAAGGUUGUUGCAAUAAUAGGCAAGACAUCAAUAGAAGGUGUAGAAGGCGGGUUUGAUACAGAUGAUGUUAAUGAGGUCGAUCUCUUUAAGGUAGAAGAUGUGUGGCUCUCGCCAGCUACAUCUACAUCUGAGCGAGCUGCCGUCCCAACACCACGGCAAUCCCCAGGUCCAUCCUCCAGUGAACAAGCCGCUACCGCUACCCCAACACUUCCGGAGGCUCCAGAGAAGCAACUUCAACCAACCAAAACGAAAAAAGCAGCUUUAAAACGGAAAAGAACUGUGGAAGACGUUUACGAUCUUCAGUGCCAAGUUCUUCAACAGGAGCUGGAGAAGAACAAGCUAGAGAUGGAGAGAGCUAGACUUCAAAUUAACAUUUUAAAGUCAGUGCAGGAGAAAGUUGCAGCAGGGGGGCAAAAUGACACUUUGAAAGACUUGUUCUCCACCUUGAGUGGCUGAGUGAGAGAGCGAGAGACUAAGAGAGAGUGUGUGUAUGUGUGUUUUAAUAUUUUUGAAUUACGUAAAAUGAAAAUACAGUAUUACACACCAGAGAGAGAGAGAGAGAGAGAGAGAGAGAGAGUUUAUUGUUUUGUUAUAUUAAAUUAUUAGUAUUUAUCAAUUAAUGUUA